GUCGAGAAGCAGUUUAGCUGGUCAUUAGCGGGUUGGGCUAGUCAGUGAGUGGUUACGACUAGCUGAGAAUCAAUCAAUCCCUUUCAGAGGUCACCAGUAAUCCAAGAAUCCAAGAAUCUGAUUCAUUACAUGAUAAGAUCAAGAGCGAAAUGAGACUGGUUUAAUCUAAAGUGGAUGCGAUGGUCAAUCGUGAAGACGACGACGACGGUGAUGAUGUUGAUACUGUCGAUGAUGAUGUUGAUUGCAGGCGGUGGUAUUAUUGACUCAUUAUGCACUGGGGCAAUCACCAGCCUUGACCGAGGAUUACCGAUUAUCAGUGCAGUUCGUCAGUCUCGCCCCAGGUGCUUUCGCCAUUUGGCCACCUGCGUUGGCAGCAUUUUGGGGGAUGUGGGAGUGAAAGGGAGUAGCACUCCGUAUUGUUGAAUUGAUCUGGUUACGAAGAGUACUGCGUAUGGAAUGAAUGAACCGAAUCAAAAAUGAAUU
This is a messenger RNA of Aspergillus saccharolyticus JOP 1030-1, 483 nucleotides long. RefSeq lists its product as uncharacterized. Bases 175 to 423 code for a protein of 82 amino acids. The record is from RefSeq and is a predicted model, not a curated record. Lineage: Eukaryota; Fungi; Ascomycota; Eurotiomycetes; Eurotiales; Aspergillaceae. The transcript has a single exon.